Molecule: messenger RNA, 1817 nt
Organism: Drosophila willistoni
Lineage: Eukaryota; Metazoa; Arthropoda; Insecta; Diptera; Drosophilidae
Gene: oaf
Product: out at first protein
Exons: 4
Source: RefSeq, a predicted model, not a curated record
UUUUCCAUAUCGUGCGGUUACUGCGACGGUUUUUUUCACAAAUAAAACGAAAAUUUUUUUCAUUUUACGUCGACACCGAAGCAACGCAACGAAAGUGAAUUGAAUUUACCGUAGUGUGUGGAUGUGUAAAGUGCAAGAUGAUCUUGGCAAAGGAUAGACCAAUUGAUCCCUAUACAUAUUGCAAGCCAAGUGGCCAGCGUCGCAUCUGUGAUCGGGCAGCCAGCCAUUGUUAUUUGAAACAAAGUCGCGGAUUCUUAUGGUUUAUACUGUGCAAUUUACUAAUGCCAACGAUACCAAAUGGCGGUCUUGGUGGUGGUAGCCUGGUGGGGGCCCAAUUGUUGAUCAAUGUGCAAAAUCAGGGCGGCGAGGUCAUUCAGGAGAGCAUCACAUCCAAUAUAGGCGAAGAUCUAAUAACUUUAGAGUUCCAGAAAACCGAUGGUACACUCAUCACCCAAGUCAUUGACUUUCGCAAUGAGGUUCAAAUCCUUAAGGCCUUGGUCUUGGGCGAAGAGGAACGCGGUCAAAGUCAAUAUCAAGUCAUGUGCUUCGCCACCAAAUUCAAUAAAGGGGACUUCAUUUCCUCGGAUGCCAUGGCCAAACUGCGCCAAAAAAAUCCUCAUACCAUACGCACGCCGGAAGAGGAUAAAGGUCGGGAGACGUACACGAUGAGCAGUUGGGUGCAAUUGAAUCGUUCAUUGCCCAUAACUAGACAUUUGCAAUCAUUAUGUACCGAGGCAAUGGAUGCCACAUAUGUGAGAGAUGUCGAUCUGAAGGCUUGGGCCGAAUUACCAGGCUCGUCAAUUUCCAGCCUAGAGGCAGCCACUGAAAAAUUUCCGGAUGCGCUGUCCACGCGUUGCAAUGAAGUGAGCAGCCUAUGGGCACCAUGUCUCUGUACGCUGGAGACCUGCAUCGGUUGGUAUCCCUGUGGACUUAAAUAUUGCAAGGGCAAGACGGCCGCUGUGGGGUCGGAUGCAUCCGGGGCCCAACAGCAGCAGCAGACGAAUUAUCGUUGCGGCAUCAAGACCUGCCGCAAGUGUACACAGUUCACCUAUUAUGUGCGACAGAAACAACAGUGCCUCUGGGAUGAAUGACGACGCGGCGAACUGCAGCUGAUGCAGAUGCAGAUGCGAUGUGCCAAGCGGCAGCAGCAUGACAAGGAGGAUGCUGCCUGUGAUGCGACAGCAGUAGCAGGGGCACCCACAACGAAUGCUAGCAGCAAAAGAACUGAGGGAAGACCUCCGCCCACUACAACAACUACAACGACCAACAAAUUACGGCAACUGCUUUUGUUGGUACAGCAGCAGAUGCCUUUUGCACUGUGGAGCUUUCCGGUCCAUCACAUUUCCCAUCAUCAUCAUCAUGAUGGCGUUGCCCCAACUACCGCCUCCACCUUGGCCCAACCAUCGUCAUCAUCAUCAUUAUCAUCGCCAUCAUCAUCAUCCACAAUGGCAGCCAUCGUCGCGUGAUAAUGGGAGCUGGGAAAAACCGCACUCACCACCGCUGUCCCUUCUCCUCUUCCACAUCCUGUUCCUCCUCCGCCCCUUGGUUCUUCCUCCUUCUAUACUCAAAUAAUAAAGUGAGUGUUGACACUGUUUCAGGUUAUAGUUUUUCGUGAUGUGUUGGUGCGCGACAAAAGUCGUCCAUAUACAGGUGUAUGUCUAUAUAUGUGUGAGUGUGUAUACUAUGUAUAUAUGUAUAUGUAAUUAUAUAUGAUUAGCUUACGUUUUACGCUUAUGCCAGAUUUAGGUUUAGGCUAGCUAACCCAAUAUUAUUACAAAAAAACUGAACAAAUUAAACAAAAAAAGAACUCGCAGUAU